ACAAUAUAAUCAGCGCAUUAACUGUCCUGAAUUAAGAUGUGUCAUAAAUAUAGCAAACGGAGAUAAACAAAAUAUCGGACUAAACAUUUCAUUAACAAAAUACAUCAAAUAAAUUAUGUUGCCAACAAUGAGAAUGUUUUCCCUGUUUUUGAUGUUACCAACAUUGUCGACAGGAUUGUUUUUACAGCCAACAAAGUGUGACGUUGACGUCGGACCGCAAGGAAGCAGAGAGCCUGCAGUGCGAGAUUUUGACGUCCCACAGGAAUGUUCUAACGGCACGUUUCGUUGGGCGUACCCCCAAAAGACGGUUCACCUGAGGUUUUUGAACCAAUACAAACGACAGAUUUCUGUUUGUAUUCGCAAUGACAUGCUUGGGGAAAUCUUCACUAUUAGAGAUAUAACACACAGUAUAGGAAUGCCUAUGAUCAUUGGAGAUAAGGAGAGUUGUACAAUGAAGUAUCGGGAGGACAUCACAUUGAGAAUUGAUGCUCCAGAAAUCCUAUACUAUGUCGGCUCUAUCCUGUAUCAAGUAUAUGAAGAAUGAUAUAAAUAUAUGAACGAUGAAUGCGUAAAUACUUUCAA
Messenger RNA from Ruditapes philippinarum (Manila clam), 582 nucleotides. RefSeq lists its product as uncharacterized. The record is from RefSeq and is a predicted model, not a curated record. NCBI's taxonomy places the organism in Eukaryota, Metazoa, Mollusca, Bivalvia, Venerida, Veneridae. The transcript is spliced from 3 exons. Bases 116 to 544 code for a protein of 142 amino acids.